GAUACAUUUAAUCUAUUGAAGAGCAUGAAUGUUUUCUGCCAUAUGCAAAGGGCUUUUUAGUUGUUGAAUAGUGACAUCUGAUAUGUUUGGGCCUUUCCAGUAUGGAAUAGUUAGCCCUUGAAGCUGUUUAAUUUAUUGAAGAGCACAAAUACUUUCCUGCUGUAUGUGAAGGGCCUUUUAAUAAUCAUUGAAUAGCAAUGUCUGAUAUGCUCAGCUUUUUUGCCUGUUCAAAAUCAGAUUUUGACUUUCAUUACAGAAUGGGUGCUGAGGAUUUUAUCUUUUUGUGUUUAAUGUAGUUGUUAGUUGAAUACACCAAUAAGAAGAGCUUUUUGUUUGGCUUGAAAGUUGUGUGUACCAGAUUGUGAAUUCACUACAAUAAGUUAUAUAUAUAUAUAUAUAUAUAUAUUUUUUAUCCCCAAGCAUUUACGAACCUAUUUUUCUAUCUGUUCAGGACCACGUAGCAUUGAUGAUGGAACUACUUGGCAUGAUGCCCCGCAAGAUUGCCCUAGGUGGCCGCUACUCUCGAGACUUUUUUAAUCGAUAUGGUGAUUUAAGGCACAUCCGCCGGUUGCGUUUUUGGCCCAUGAAUAAGGUCCUCAUUGAGAAGUAUGAAUUCAGUGAACAAGAUGCAAAUGACAUGACCAACUUCCUGGUUCCCAUCCUUGAUUUUAUCCCUGAGAAGCGUCCAACUGCUGCUCAAUGCCUCCUUCAUCCAUGGAUCAAUGCUGGGCCUCGGCUUUUAGAGCCUUCUGUAUGUUCUUCUCAAAGCCAAGACCUGGACAGUCUUUCUGAAGAAAAGAAGGGAGACAAGGAUGAGAUGGAAGCCAUGGAGGCUGGAAUGAGGAAUAUUGUCAUUAGUGCAGAUUCUAAAGUGGUCAAAGAUGACCAGACUACUUCAAAAUUAUCCAAGUCAGCUAGAAGCUCCUCUAGGUAGGUCCACCAAGCAUGCCUGCAGCUAAGGAAAUCUUCUCUUCAAUCUGUUUGUGUAGAUUUCUCCAAUGGCUCUUGGAAUUCCCUUAAGAGGCAUGAUCUUCCUAUAAUCUUCUGUAUUUGUUUUUUGGAUGAGCUUUGGGAGGGAUGCCAUUUGAUUCUCGUGCAGGUUAGGCCUUGGGAGGAACAAUAACUCCGAAGGAGAUAUUCCGGAACUGCUGCAAGGGUUCCCUAUUCAAACAUGGUUGAUGGAGCACGCUCCUUUCCAUUGUAUACAGCAGGUCGAAGGUGGCUUUUGUUACAAACUCCUUUGUUUGUAAAAAAAAAUGUUCAAUUUUUAUGCAAUUGAUGAACUGGCGUAGCAUUCUUCGUGCUGGAACUAUUGGUACAUUAUAAAAGAUAUACACAUUC
Rubroshorea leprosula is the source of this 1341-nucleotide messenger RNA. Lineage: Eukaryota; Viridiplantae; Streptophyta; Magnoliopsida; Malvales; Dipterocarpaceae. The record is from the annotation of a GenBank genome assembly.